Molecule: messenger RNA, 3432 nt
Organism: Microthlaspi erraticum
Lineage: Eukaryota; Viridiplantae; Streptophyta; Magnoliopsida; Brassicales; Brassicaceae
Source: the annotation of a GenBank genome assembly
AUGGAAGUUUUGGCAAAGAGUGACUCGAGACGUCUGUAUUCAUGGUGGUGGGAUAGUCACAAUACCCCCAAAAAUUCCAAAUGGCUUCAAGAGAAUCUUGCAGAUAUGGAUAGUAAUGUGAAGAAAAUGAUCAAGGUUCUUGAGGAGGAUGCAGAUUCAUUCGCCAGGCGAGCAGAGAUGUAUUACCGUAAACGUCCAGAGCUUUUGAAACUGGUGGAAGAGUUCUAUCGUGCGUACCGCGCGUUAGCCGAAAGAUAUAACCAUGCGACCGGUGUGAUCCAUAAGGCUCAUCAGACUAUAGCAGAUGUCUUCCCAAACCAAGUUCCGUUGAUAUUUGGUGAUGAUCAGUCACAUGUUGGUGCUGAUCCACAAACUCCAGCUGACCUGGAUGAGUUGCAAAAUGAUGAUUUGGGGUUAUCUUUAUCUCAUGUCCAUGGCAAAGCGAGAAGGGGAUUGAAUUUUAAUGAUGGGGAUGGAAAAGGAAGAAUUGAUCUCAAGGCUGAAGUUGUGGCUCUGAAAGAUUCACUUUCUAAAAUGGAGGCGGAAAAAGAAGCUAGCUUAGCUCAGGUUGGGAAGAAUUUGGAGAGACUCUUGAAUCUAGAAUCUGAAGUAUCUCGUGCACAAGAGGAAUCAAGGGGGCUUAAUGACAGAGCCGCGAGUGCAGAAGCUGAGAUCCAAACACUCAGAGAAACCAUUGACAAUCUAGAGUCUGAAAAGGAAUCAAGCUUACUUAGGUAUCAGAAAUGCCUGCAGAAGAUAACUGAUUUGGAAGAUGGAAUCUCUGUAAACUCUAGUAAAGUUGAAGCUGAAACUCGCGACUUGCAGCAGAGCCUUGCUAUAGCUGAAACUGACAAGGAAGCUGCUCUUGUUCAAUACAAGGAAUGCUUGAAAACAAUAUCUAACCUAGAAGAGAGACUGAGGAAGGCUGAGGAAGAUGCAACGCUUAUCAAUGAGCGGGCUGAAAAGUCUGGGGUAGAAGUCGAAACCUUGAAGCAAACAGUCUCGAAGAUGAUUGAGGAUAAAGAAGCUUCUGAGCUUCAAUACCAACAGUGUUUGAAUGUAAUUGCGGAUCUGAAACUCAAACUAUACCAUGCGCAAGAAGAAACUCAAAGGCUUAGCAGUGAACUAGAGGAUGAAGUUGCUAAGUUAAAGUUUUCUGAGGAGAAAUGUAUUGUUCUUGAGAGAUCAAAUCAGAAUCUUCACUCUGAGCUUGAUGGUCUGUUGGAGAAACUGGGGAAUCAAAAUGAAAAGCUCACUGAGAAGCAAACGGAGCUGGUCAAACUGUGGAGUAGUGUACAACAAGAGCAUUUGCGUUUCCAGGAAGCUGAGACCGCGUUUCAAACCUUGCAGCAAUUGCAAUCUCAGUCUCAAGAGGAGCUAAAUAAUUUGUCUGUGGAACUUCAAAACAGGUCCCAAAUCAUGAAUGACAUGGAGAUCCGAAACAAUGAGUUGCAGAAAGGUCUCAGUGAGCUCAAUCUCUCUUCGGUUGCAUCAGUGAAAAGUCUGCAAGAAGAUGUCUCAAGUUUAAAGGAAACUAUACAGAAACGUGAAGCAGAAGUUGAAUUAAGAGUGGACCAGAGAAAUGCUCUGCAGCAAGAAAUAUACUGUCUUAAAGAGGAAUUAAGUCAGGUAGAGAAGAAGGACCAGUUGGUUGGGUCAUCAGUCAAAGAAUUACAAGAGGAAAACUCAACCUUGAAAGCAUGCAAUGAGGUAGAAAAAAGCGAAAAGAUGGCUCUUCUAGAGAAGCUGGAAACUCUGGAGAAACUUGUUCAGAAAAACCUUGUCUUGGAAAAAUCUAUAUCAGGUUUGAAUUUUGAGUUGGAAGCAGUCAAAGGAAAGCUGAGUAUGUUGAGGGAAGCUUGUAAAUCACUCUCAGAUGAGAAGUCAGGUCUGAUUUCUGAAAACCAACACACCGCCAUUGAGAACAUCGUCCUUGUUGAGUUUCUUCGACAACUUAACUCAGAAGCAGCUGGUAUUGCAACAGAGAAGAAGAACCUCGAGGGUAAGGCAGAAACUGAGAAUUUGCAGUUGAAGAGAAACCUGCUUUCUGUUAGCUCAGCCAAAGAUCGUUUAGAAGAUGAAAUUGCUAGUAUGAAGGAUCAGUUACGCGAGAAAGAGAAGGACCUUGAAGAAAUCAAAAUGCAGAAAGAAAAGCUAAACCACGAGGUUCUGAAAGAGAGAAGUGAGGCUGAGUUAUGGGAAUCUCAAGCUGCAACGUUCUUCUGUGACAAGCAGAUCUCGUGUGUACAUGAAACAUUGAUUGAAGCAAUGACUCACGAGCUAGCUGAAGCCUGCAAGGAUCUUGAAAGUAGAAGCUCAUCAAAAGACAUGGACAUGGAAAAGCUUAAAAGAAGCCAAGUUCUUGUCUUCUUGAAUGAAAGCAUUAAAUCAUUGGAGGAUUAUGUUUUUGUUCACCCUGAAUCCGAGGAUAAACUUUCAAACGGAGGAGCUGAUUCAAUGGAUGAAUUCACCAGUUUGGAAGAUAUGUGUUUGAGAAUCAAAGCUCUAGCAGAGGCAGUAAUGGAGAAGGAAAGAAUGUUGGUGCUUGAGAACACGAAUGCUUACUCUAUGCUCGAAGCAGCGUUGAAACAAGUGAAAGAGUUGAAAACCGGUGGAGGAAGAAGCAUGAGGAAGCUAGAAGGAGGAAGUGGCGGCAAAACGCGGAAGCCGAGUCACGAAAUCGAGAUGGUGAUGAAAGAUAUUGUGCUUGAUCCAACUUCUGAUGGAUCAUCAUAUGAGAUUACAAGCAAGAAAGGCACUAUGGAGCUUGAGGGUCACGGUUUUGUUGAGCUAAAGCCUGUGAAGACUCGCAGGACAGAAACUGCGGUUAAGGCGAAAGGUAAAUCCUUGUCUGAAGAGUCAUUGGUUGUUGAUAAACUAGAGAUUUUCGACGGAUUCAUGGAUCCGAACGUAGAAGUCAACAAGAGGAAAGUUCUUGAUAGGCUUGAUUCGGAUUUAAAGAAGCUGGAGAAUCUUCAGAUCACUGUAGAAGAUUUGAGAAAGAAAGUCGAAACUGAGGAGAAAGGGAAGAAGAAAGGAGGAGGAGGAGACGAAUAUGAAACGAUCAGAGAACAGCUGGAAGAAGCAGAGGAGGCAAUAGAGAAGCUGUUUAACGUUAAUCGGAAGCUGACGACAAAAGCUGAAACAGAGAAGGAGAGUGAUCGGAGGAGGAGAAUAUCGGAACAUGCGAGAAGAGGAUCAGAGAAGAUUGGGAGGUUACAGUUGGAGAUACAGAGGAUUCAGUUUCUGCUGAUGAAGCUUGAAGGAGAGAAAGAGAAGAGAGUUAGGUCAAAGAUUUCGGAUACCAAAUCGAAAGUUCUUCUUAAGGAUUAUAUCUAUGGUGGUGGAUCGAGAAGCGUAUCGAUGAAGAAGACGACGACGAAGAAACGGGCCGUGUUUUGCGGUUGCGUUCAGCCUCCGCUGUCUCCUUGA